Messenger RNA from Striga hermonthica, 1212 nucleotides. The record is from the annotation of a GenBank genome assembly. Lineage: Eukaryota; Viridiplantae; Streptophyta; Magnoliopsida; Lamiales; Orobanchaceae.
AUGAAGUGCGGCGUUCGGCCGGGUCGGGCCGAACACCAAAAGGGGCGACCGUUCGCGGUGACCGGUCGCUCGCGGGCCGUACGGGAUCACCGAUCAUACGACCCGAGCCGCGUAAUGCUGAAUGGCGUCACUUGUACCCGGAGGCAUCUAAUACUUACUGAGACCGCGAAGCAAUCGCAAGAUGGUACGGAUUCUGGAAAUUGGAGUGAAAUUGAGGGAGCCUGGGUAUUGAAACCGAGGAGCUCCAAGUUAAUGGCUGUCGUACAUUUUGUGGGGGGCAUAUUCGUGGGGGCUGCCCCACAGCUUACAUAUCGUUUGUUUCUGGAACGUCUAGCAGAUAAGGGCAUAUUGGUUAUUGCUACUCCUUAUGCCAGUGGUUUUGAUCACUUCCUUAUAGCAGAUGAAGCCCAGUUCAAAUUCGAGCGGUGUCUUCGAUAUCUUCAGGAAACAGAUGAAGAUAUUCCAUGUUUUGGGAUUGGUCAUUCUCUGGGAUCGGUCAUUCACCUUCUUAUAGGCUCAAGGUAUGCUCUGAAAAGGAACGGGAACAUAUUAAUGGCAUUCAAUAACAAGGAAGCAAGCCUAGCCGUUCCUUUAUUUUCACCUGUCAUUGUGCCAAUGGCCGAAAGAAUUGGACCUAUUUUAUCACAAAUAAUAUCAUCACCAACGGUUCGCCUUGGGGCUGAAAUGACUAGGAAGCAAUUUGAGAACCUUAGCCCUUCCAUUUUAAAGCAAGCUCUCCCUUUGGUCGAGCAACUCGCUCCGUUGUACAUGGACUUAGCUAAGGGGAAGGAAGAAUUUUCUCCCACGCCAGAAGAAACUCGGAGAUUGAUCAGGUCUUAUUAUGGUAUCUCAAGGAAUUUAUUAAUUAAGUUCAAAGAUGAUACCAUCGACGAAACUUCCACACUAGCCCAAGUUCUGAGCUCAGAAUCUGCUAUUAGCUCAAUGAUGGAUAUGUCUAUUCGUUCCUUACCCGGUGAUCACGGGCUGCCUCUACAACAGGUCUUGCCGGAUGUGCCCCCUGCAAUGGCAGAUGUAGUAAAUCGAGGAGGAGAACUUUUGGCUAGUUUAAGUGCAGGUACACCAUGGGAGUCAGUGGCCAAACAAGUGGGCACGUCUUUCAGUGCAUACGAUUCGAAGGAUAUUGAUCUGCUUGUUGAUGUAAUUAUUAGCUGGAUUGCCUUCAACACUGGCCCGAGACUCUUAAAGCCGUAA